Messenger RNA from Prorocentrum cordatum, 5214 nucleotides. Lineage: Eukaryota; Dinophyceae; Prorocentrales; Prorocentraceae. The record is from the annotation of a GenBank genome assembly.
AUGGCGGCAUGGGGCUGGCCGCGCUCGUACAACGGUUACUGGUCCUGCAGCUGUGGCGUGGCGGACAACUAUGUUACGCGCAAGAAGUGUCGGGGGUGUGGGGCCCGGGCGCAACGCAAAGGACCGACGUACAAGGACGUCAAAGGACCGACGUACAAGGGCGUGUUGUUGGGCCCGACGAAGCGAGAGGUUGCGCUCCAGAAGCAGAUGGACACCAUGCGGGCACAGCUUCAGGACUUCAAGAAGCAGCAGCACGCCACCCACGAGGAUGAAGACGACGAGAAGCCCGUGGACCUGGAUAAGCUCUUCAGGUGGGAUCAAUCGUGCAGAUCCGAGUGGGGAGACCAGUCCAUUGAGUACCAGCAAGCGCAUGAGCGCUACAUGCGGGCCAGGGACGCCAAGCAAAGCACGAAACCGCACUCGGUCCAGCUCACCAAGGCACGGGCUGCCAGGGAGAAUCUCGAGAAGGAGGAGGCGGCCAUCUAUGGCGAGGUCAAGCGGCAUCAGAAGGCAAUGCAGGAGGCGCAGGAGAAGCUCGCCAAGAAAAGGGAGCAGCUCGAGGUCGCAAAGGCCAAGGAGUCGGAGCUCAAGGUGCAGGACGUCUCCAUCAAGGGUAAAGGCUUCCUCACGGCGAUGCAGAAGCAGCACGAAGGGGCCGUCGGAGGAAGCGGCAUCAGCAAAGAGGAGCACGAGCACGUGUUCGCAGCACUCGCCAGGGUGCUGGACAACGUCAGGGAGGAGCCCAAGGAAGACAAGGACGGCAUGGACACUGAAGAGGCUGGUGAUGCUCCUGCUGAGGUGGGCAAGCAGGACGCGAGCAGGGACCUCAGCUGUCGCCAGAAGAACAAGAGUGGCUACAUGCAGAACAAGUUCGAGAGCCUCACCCUGUGGACGUUCAACGGCUCGGGGUGGGGUACCAUCAAAGAGAGGUGCUACGCAGUGCAAGAGCAUCGCCUCACGGGCGACAAGAUCGCGGUCGUGCCGCAGAGCAUGAAGGCGAAGGGGUACCAGUUCGGCGGGGUCGCAGCGAACCCGACGAUAGGUCCAGGUGGAGAAGCAGGCACCUCGGCGGGCGUGGCGGUUGCGGCGCCCAGGUGCAUCGGCAUGACGUACAUGUUUGGCAAGGAGAAGUGGGAUUUGUCACCGCGAAACAGCCCAGGGAGGGCCGCAGCGGCAUGGCUAUCGGUCGGCAAGGGCAUCAUCUACGCGGCGGUAUACUUGUGGACGGCAGAGGGGAUGUCGUUCAGGAACACGGAGAUCAUCAACAAGGUGAUAGGCCAGUUGGAGGCGCCCGGCGUGCCGUGGAUAAUCGGGGGCGAUUUCCAAGGGGCGCCUGAAAAGAUGACGGAGGUGGAGAGCGUCAAGAUGGCCAAGGCGCGGGUAGUCGCGUCAGGGGCCAGUUGUGGUACGUGCAGACAUGCGUACGGCGUGAGCGAGAUCGACUACUUCAUCGUGGCGGACAGCCUCGUCAACCAGGUGAUGUACGUCAGAGUGCAGGAGGAGUGGCCGUCGGCGCCCCACAAGCCAGUGGGGCUAACACUCAGGCUCAAGGCGCAGGAGCGAAUGGUCAGGGUUUUGGAGAAGCCAAAGAAGCUGCCAGAGCUGGGCAUCGAACGCACCCCAGCGCCGCCGCAGUAUCAAGAGAUCGCGAGCUUCAGGUCGCAGGAGGUGGCCAACCAGGAGUGGAGGCAGUACAUGCAGACGUUGGAGCAGGAGGCCUUCGCAGCACGAGGACUCGAAUGGGCACCCGACCACCCUGCAGCAGGGCGGGCCGAGGAGCCGACACGGAGGAUCAAGCCGCUAAGUUUCGGUGGUGCCAACGCGCCGACAGCCGCCAGGGAAGCAGUUUGGUGGAGGUGGCUCGCGAGGACGCUACAGAGCUUGCAAGGGGCAUGCGCGAGGCUCAAGCUGGCGAGAACUGGCGACAUUCAGAGGCGCCGACAGGAGGAGGCAAUCGCGCAGGAGCACCAGUUCAUCAUCACGCACCAGAGGACCAAGCACGUCAACGCAAAGGAGCAGGGGAGGUGGCAGGCCAGGUGCGGACUGCUGGCCGCUGGGCUACUCCGAGGAGCGCAGCAGGAAGUGAAGCUGCAGCAAUGGAUGCAGGAGAGCCAGGGCAAGAUGAAGGAGUACGACCAGAAGCUGCUCAAGGAGAGGCGAGCACGCUGGGCAGACAGGUUGCAGGAGGCGGCAGCAGGAGCAGCGGGUGGUUUACACAAGUUGAUCAAGGCUGCACCAGUAUGGAGACCACGCAGGGCAGGCUCCAUGGAGGACUCGGCGGGCCCCGUCGAGGCAGUUGAGUACACCCUCAAGGAGUGGAACGUGGUCUGGAGGGUCGGCGAACAGAUCCAGAAGGCGGAGCGGCCGUGGGAGCGCGAAGAACGUGACAAGCUCAGCCCUUCACAGACCAGGACGAAAAAGACGGGGGUUGGAGUCGACAGGUGGCACCCCUCUAUGUUGCAGGGUGCGUCGGACGAGGCCUACGUCAAGCUGUUGGGCUUAUACGUGGAGGUGGAGCGGACGCUGCGCUGGCCCAUCCACAUGGGCACUGUGCUAUUCUUCAUGAUCCCGAAGACCUACACCACGGACAGGGUCAUCGGGCUUCUGCCCACUGCCAUCAGAGUGUGGGAGAUUAUGCGAGAGCCGUACAUGGUCGAGUGGGCCAAGAAGAACUAUCGGAGUUGGGAUUGCACGAGCUACGGCAAGGCGGCGGGGGACGCGCCCUGGGAGGUGUUGUUCAGCCAUGAGAUGGGCGAUGUCGAGGAGCAGAGCGAGGAGACGCAGGCGACGGUAACGGCCGUUCUGGACUUGGUAAAGGCUUUCGAGAAGGUCAGCUUGCACGUGUUGUGGGAAGCGGGAAAGCAGCUCAAUUUCAACACAGGGGUGCUAGCUGUGGUGUGCUCAUACUUCGCCAUGACCAGGCGCCUCAUCGUAGGGGACUCGGUGUCCAGUGAGACCGAGACGGUCACCACCAUCACUGCGGGUAGCAAGUUCUCGGUAUGCUUCCUGAAGAUGGUCAUUCAGGCCACGGCGGAUGGCCUGGUGGCCGAAAGACCGAGGGCGCGCUGGAGGAUGUACGUGGACGACCUGUGCGUGCGGCUGCGACAGCAGCAUAGGCACAUAGUCACGGAGUUCGGAGAGACGAUUGACAGCUGCUUCCGAGGCUUCGAGAAGCUGGGCUUGAAGUUCUCCGUGGACAGCAAGGGCAAAGGUGCAGUGAUGGCGAGCACCACGUGGGCGCGAAGGGCAGUGACAGGGCCGAUGCAGGAGCGAGGUUUGCCAGUGGUGAGGGCAUGUCCAUAUUUGGGGGUCGACAUCGUCACGCACGGCACGGCGGUGAAGACCAAGAGCGGCAAGAGGCACGUUGUCAUGAAGGUCAGGAGUCGUAGGCUGCUCGCUCUAAAGGGCGGGCGAAACAUGACCAGGGGUAUUGGCUUGGUGUACAAGUGUGGCCUGAAGCGCUCGGUUAUGUAUGGAUGCAAGUGCUUGGGCAUGCCAGACCAUCAGCUCCGACAGCUACGGCGAGAGGCAGGGCGACUGCUACCAGAGGGACGAGGAGCCCGCAGCCUCACCUUGCAGCUGGCAGUUGCGCAGGAGGAGCCUACAUACGAGGUCACAGAGGCGCCCAUAGUGAGGUGGGCGCGGGCACUAUGGCAUGGCGCACACGGCGAGGACGGAGGAGGUCAAUGGGACAACAUAGCCACUAUGUUGCAGUGGGCAUGGGGGCGGCAGCAGCAGGAGGUCGGCAUGACGCCUGCUUGGGCCCGAGAGGGUUUCGUGUUGAACAUGCAGCAGGUGUGCCCCAUGGACAUCGCGGCGAUGGUGCGCAAGGACGUGCAGGCAACCCUCUGGGAGGAAUGGACGCAGGCGGAGGAGUCCAAGAGCCUGAGCCCAAUGCCGUUGUUGGCGCCAGCUGUCGCGCAGCUACGAGCACGUGGCUUCCCGAAGCACGCGAGGAAUGCGGCGAAAAAGGUAUUCGUCGGAGGUGCGUGGACUAUGGAGAAGCUGUGCAGGUGCAAUAUCGUACCCACGGACAUUUGCUUGGCCUGUGGAGAGGCGGUGGGCACCGAUCAUCAUCGGUAUUACAAGUGCCACGCGCUCAGGGGCCAGCGGCUGCAGGCGCAGGCGGACUGGCAUCACGUGGCGGAGCAGCAGGACACCAACAUGCCGUGGACGCGCGGGCUGGUGAGGUCGCCAGAGGCGGACUGGAAGUUCGUGGGUAUCGAGGAGGACCAGUACUACGGACAAGUGGUCGACGGUGAGGAGGACUACUGCACAGGCGACAUCGUCUGCGACGGCUCGAAGCUCGGAUACAGCGACUGGGCGCAGACGGGCUGGGCAGCGAUGUCCCUCAACGACAACGGCACCGCGAAGAUGCAGAUGUGGGGUCCGCUGCCGUGCUCGCUACCGAUCCACAGGAGGGUUAAGAGAGCCGAGAUGUGGGCCUUCCUCAAGGUGAUGGAGCGAAUGCUGUCGCCAGGACGAGUCUAUACAGACCACAAGGGCAUCGUGGAAGGCUUGCAGAGAGGAGAGCUGUGGUGCACGAGCUGGAAGCGCCCACACGCAGACCUGUGGCGAAGGAUCUGGCAUAAGGUGAAGGACCUGGACCUUGAUAUUCAUUGCGUGAAGCACGUGAAGGCCCACAGGUCCAAGAGCAGGAUCGGGCAGCUUGAGGGUGAGGACCUGAAGAUUGCGAAGGGCAGCAGCGAGGAGGACCUGCUGGCAAAGGCGGGCGCGGAGAUGGAUGUACACUACGGCAAGCACCAAGCGCUGGAGGACCUCGCAGGGCGAGUACGUUGGGCGCUGCAGAACAUUGGUUGGUGGUACCAAAAGAUGGGCGGUACGUGGCCAGACGUGCCGCCCAAAGAGAAAGGUGUGCCGAAGCGAAGAGUGCCGAAGCCGAUGCUGACCCUGACCGAGCACGACGUCGUGGAGACGGGCGGUUGGCAGGUGUGCAUGAGGUGUGGCUUUCGUGCGGCAUCCAAUCGCAUGCGCCUGAAGAUGUGGCAAGCGGAAUGCGCACGACCAUUCUGGCAGGCAACAGGCACGAGCAGUGCGGGAACAGGCAGCUCGCUGGAGGCCAGCGUGGCCAUCGCAGCGGGGCUUGAGGAGCAGCUCCAGAAGCUGCCGAGGGGGGCGUUCAAGUAUGUGAGCAUGGUGAACGUGACGUCCGAGCUGGAGGGCAACCAUCUGGGCCAGGCCAAUCAGGCCUGA